Priapulus caudatus is the source of this 5915-nucleotide messenger RNA. RefSeq names its product G-protein coupled receptor 98-like. Lineage: Eukaryota; Metazoa; Priapulida; Priapulimorpha; Priapulimorphida; Priapulidae. Gene Ontology annotation, biological process: negative regulation of adenylate cyclase activity; cell communication. The transcript is spliced from 33 exons. The coding region runs from base 138 to 5822 and encodes 1894 amino acids. Gene Ontology annotation, molecular function: G protein-coupled receptor activity. The record is from RefSeq and is a predicted model, not a curated record. Gene Ontology annotation, cellular component: membrane.
AUGUGGUUGGCUUACAGGUGAAAAUUCUGCAUCAUAACGACUCGGCGUAAGCGUACUACGCUGAGAUGGCGGCCGGUAACCAUAGUAACAUCGCAUUCAGGCAACGACAUUUGCACACACGCAUGAUACAGUGAGCAAUGUCUUGUAAGUUGUUGGCGGGAUUGUGCCUGCUAGGCGCUAUUUUGACCUCAUGUGCCGGCGAAGCGAUUGUGAGUCUGGACCCCGUGCCACUCUACGUAGAUGAAGGCGUGCAGUUCAACGUCACCGUCAGAAAAGCUGGCGAAAACUCGGCUCCUUUCUACGUUGUUGUGUUGAUUGCCAAUGCGACGGCAAGCAAUGAUUUUGCAGGCACCAGCCAAGUAGUUGAAUUUGAUCAAGGAUCUGGACCUGUUGUAAAACAUGCUACUUUUACACCAUUUGAUGACCAUAUACCUGAGAAGGAAGAACAGUUUAGGGUGGAACUGAGAGCGCAAGCACCGCGAAAUAUUGCAAAGGUUGUUGAGCCAAGUUCAGGGACUGUUGUAAUUAGAGCCAGUGAUGAUGCGUACGGGCAGUUUAGGUUCCUACAGACUGAUCCAGUAACAGUGACAGAGAGUCCUAGUGGUCCUACACCUGUAGUGUUCACUGUACAGAGAGAUGGAGGGACAUUUGACAAUGUGACUGUGAACUACCAGGUGUUUGCAGAAGAUGGCAGUGAGGAUGUGGCAGACGACAUAUCGCCCGCCCAGGGUAGCAUCUUGUUUCGUGCUGGGGAGAAGAACUUGCUGCUCACACUGUAUGUCCAACCUGACGACCUUCCGGAGAACACCGAAACCUUCCGCGUCGUACUAAACUCCGCGUCCGGUGGUGCGUCAAUCAAUCCUGCCGCCAACAAGACCGAAGUGCCAAUCAUCAUCAGCGCCAAUGAUGCUCCAUUGCGGUUUGCACAGUCUACGUUUGCUGUUGACGAGCUGGGUGGAACGCACGAUAUCGAAAUCGACGUUCUUAGAGGACUGGAAAUGGAUGGUGUCACUCCAACCGGCCCCGUGCAAGGCGGUGCGUCUGUCUUACUGAGUGUGAUAGCAGGCAGUGCGCACGAAGGACUUGAUUACAUAGCACGCAACCAAAGCCUGACGUUCAGCGGCGGAGUUACGCGUCAGAAAUUUCGCGUCACCAUUUUAAAAGAUGACAUACCAGAGAAUGCAGAGAAUUUCAAGGUCAUGCUAUCCCAUCCUGGUGGAGAUGCAGUCAUAGCGGAACCCAGCAAGAUGAACGUUAUCAUUAAAUCCAAUGAUGAUCACAAUGGUGUCCUGAGUUUCCUGUCGCCAGUGACCGGUAAAUCUCCAGCACUGACCGUGAGCGAGGAUAGCGCACCGUCCGUCGAGUUGACUGUUCUGCGCGGAGGUGGCUCAUUUGGUACAGUGACCGUUCAGUGGGAGGUGAUCAGAACUGAUAACGACAAUGAUCCAGUCAGUGCAGACAUGAACCCGACCGGAGGAAGGCUGACGUUCUAUGAAGGCGAGAAGGAAAAAGUAAUACGGUUCAGCGUUAAUCAGGACAGUCAACCAGAGCCAGCAGAGCAUUUUCUCGUGAGGCUGUUGCCGGGAAGUGUAACAGGUGGUGCUAGGCUUCAAAACCCAUCUGAGACAUCACUGUUUGUCUUGGAUAGUGAUGAUGCCCAUGGACUGGUGGAAUUUGGGCCAAACUCAUUGCAAACAUUGAACACGGCUGCAACAGUGAGACAUCUGUCACUUCUGCUUGUGAGAGGUGGUGGAAGCUUUGGGAACAUCUCUGUCGACUUUGUGGCUGAUUAUUACCCAGACCACAAUACGGACAAAACAGAAUCUGGAGUGCUAGGUACAUUUGCAUGCUCUGGUUGCCAUGCUGCUUCACCUAUUGUGCUAGCCGAUGGCCAGACAAGUACAAUCUUCACAAUUCCAAUCAUGGACACUGCUUUUCUGCGUGUUGGUGGCAGAUUUGAUGUCACGCUCUCGAGAGCGUCGCGUGUGCCUCCAGUUCCUGGGUCUCUAAGUCCGCGAAUCGGUCACAAAGAUAGAGCAUCAAUUCCUGUGCCUGCUGCCCUCGCCAAUGGAGAAAUAGGGUUUACAUCAGUAGAGACAAUUUAUGUUAAUGAACCGGAUGACAAGCCCUUGAUGGUCCCCCUGGAAGUGUCAAGAGAAGGAUUAGCAGGUGACGCAUAUGUUGUGUGGCGCUCUCAUAGCUCACAAGAUAAGGAUGGGCGCAGUACAUCAAAGGACAAUGGCAACAGAAAUGGCACUGUACUGAUUAAAUCUGGUUCAAAUAUGGGAUAUAUCAACAUAAAAAUCAUGCCGGACAAUGUGCCUGAAACAGAUGAAGAAAUUACAGUAAAUCUCAUAAGUGUACAGCCAGCCAAUCAGAAGCUACGAGAGAAUGCUAGGCAGGUGAAGGUUGUCGUGCGUGAAAACGAUGCACCUGGUGGCUCAUUUCAGUUUUCUCCAGCUAUGAAUCUCAGCUACCUGCUUGAGGAAGAUGGACCAGCACUAGAAGUGGCAGUAGAGAGGUCAGGUGGGAUGCUGGUGAAACGAGAGGUGCAGAUCUUUAUUAGUCCCAGCUCAGACCAGAAGAAUGAAGCAGAUGAGGAAUUCUAUGGUGGAACGAACGUGUUGAAAUUUGAAGCUGGAGAAAGGUUCAAAACAGCUACUGUCGUUGCUGUCCCAGAUGGAAUCCCAGAGCUGGAUGAGGAGUACGUGCUGCAAUUAAUCAGCUACGGGGAAAAGGUGUCCGACAUUGGUCCAAAAUCAGCUAUUAACAUCACCAUUUCUAAAAAUGACGAUCCUUAUGGCAUGUUCCAUUUCGAUGCCAGUGCUCUACGCCAUACUAUAGGAGAAAGUAAAGGCAAUAAUACCAUACGUGCAGAAUUUACGGUGAUGCGAGAUCGAGGCAAAUUUAGUCCAGUCACUCUGAAGUGGCACGUACUGCCUAAAGGGAAUACAGAUGUGACACCACUGAAUGGCACUGUUAGCUUCCAGGAUGGUCAGUCAGCAGCCACAAUGCUCCUGAGCUCUGCCCCUGAUGAGAUCCCAGAGGAUGAUGAGAAUUUCACAAUUGUGCUAGAGGAGCCAGAUGCAAGCAUGGAGUAUCGCCUCACAGCCCCUACAUCUGCUGUGCUCACCGUCAAGAAGAAUGACGACCCUGUGUUUUUUGCUGAUCCAGUGAACAAGUUUGCAGAAGAACCUGGUGUGGUACAGUUCACAGUGCGGCGAAAUGGCUCUAUAGAACACCCUGCAUCUAUUAGAUAUCGCACCAUUCCUGGGACAGCCAUUGCGAACCAGGACUACAUGGCGAUUGAUGGUGACCUCCUAGUAUUCCCAGCUGGCGUAUACGAGCGAGCCAUUAGUGUCGUUGUGAGAGAUGACGAGGAACCGGAGAAUGAUGAAAUAUUUUACAUAGAACUGUUUGGUGCAGAGGGAGAUGUAGUUGCAUAUACGCCAAAAGCGAAUGCAACGGUGAUGAUCUUAGCGAACGAUGAUGCAAAUGGAGUGUUCAGAUUUGUGCCACCAUUGAUUAUAACUGCCACUGAAGGAGAAACAUUAAAAUUUGGCAUCCAAAGGUUUGCUGGAAAUUUUGGAGCUGCACAGUUAUGGUGGCACAUCGUUGAAAACGGCACGAAUAAUGAAAUUCCACGGGAGACAGACUUUCGUCCUGUGUCUGGCUUUGUGCGAUUCCUCGAUCAGGAAGUUGAGAAACACUUCAGUGUCGAUGUGUUAGCUGAUGGCACCCCAGAGCAUGAUGAAUACUUUGACGUGAAACUUCACAACGUCACUGGGUAUGGUCCGAGUGGUCAAGAGGGCAGGCUGGCAGACGAGCAUCUUCGGGUCACAGUCAAAGUUUUUGGGAAUGAUGACCCAUAUGGCAUAUUUAUGUUCGACCCUGACACGCGAGACCAGUAUAUAGCGGAGGACUUUUAUCCGGGGUCGGAAGAUUCGACAGUGACAAACCUUACUGUGGUUCGACUGCAAGGUGCCUACUCGACUGUGCAGGUGCUGUGGGAGGUGUUUUCGGAUGCGAUUGCUGGUGACCUUCCGGCUGCGAAGGAUUUGCUGUUCCUGGGAGAUUACCCCGAAACAGUCACGGAAAGGCCGGACAUGCGACGGCCUCUCACAGGCACAAAGGUGUUGCAGUUUAGUGGAAGUCAAGGUGAUUACGUGACAAUCAGCCAGCAAUAUCAGCCACUGAUCUCUGACAUCGAAACCGGCUUCUCAGUCUCAACAUGGAUACAACCAGUGGCCCCUCAAGAUGGCUACAUUUUUGCAAAGACGUCAGACGAUGGUGCCAAGCAUUACUAUACCCUGCACUUGGAAGCUGACACGAUACAGUUUAAAGUAACCUUUGGUUACAGCUUGAUGAAUUCAAAGCAAGAUGGUCUGACUCAUCGAACAUUGUAUUGGAGUGAACGAAAGAACCUCUGUGAUGGCAAAUGGCAUCAGAUUUUAAUUAUGUUAGCUCGCGGUGAAGCAGAAUUCUACUUGAAUGGAUACUUUGUGGGACGCAAGCUGACUGGAACAACGCGAGUGAUAGAUGAGUCCGGCACAUUGCUUGUAGGUGGUAUUGUGCCGGGUGAUGUAAGCACUUAUGAAGGACUGAUGCAAGAUGUGAGAGUCUAUAACCGGAGAUUAGACCCUGGUGAGAUCGAGGAACUGAGCAGGGCACCCGCCAGGAAGGACGUGAAGCCAGUGUCGGGAUAUCUGACCUUCCUCCCGGGAGUCGCCUCACACAUGCUGCAGUUAGAGUCGGUUCAGGACAACGAGGAUGAGGGCAACGAGGUGUUCGCAGUCAAACUGUUGUCUGCGAGAGGAGGAGCACGGAUAACACGCGACGAUGGCAUCGGCAAGGUUACAGUCUUGAAGAGUGAUAACGCCAACGGGUUGUUUGGCUUCGAGGGUGACUGCACCCCGUCGCUAGCGCAGUCCGAAGGAGUGGACGUUGUCUGUACGGUGCAGCGAUCGUUCGGGGACGAGGGUGUUGUGACGGUGCACUGGACGGUCAUGCAGUGGAACGAGACGGCCGGAACGUACUUCAACGGGUCGGACUUCAGCGAGACUUCUGGCGUUCUCGAGUUUCUUCCCGGAGAGCGAACGCAGCGGUUGAACCUUCGCGUCGUGGACGACGCAGUGCCGGAGACGGUCGAGGUGUUCCACGUGCGGCUGGUCGAGGCGACGUCGGACGAUGGCGUCGCCGGGACGACGAACAUGAGUGGCGCCAGCAUCGACCCGCGCGGCAGCUACAGCACGGUCACCGUCGAAGCGAACGACUUCCCCUACGGCCUGCUGCAGUUCAUGGCUGGGAACGCCAGCCGCGUAGUUGGCGGCCUGAUCGUGCCGGCUACGGAAUCUCAGCAGAUCAGAACAACAGAGGAGAUUGCAACGUUGCCCAUCACUAUUGAAAGAGCACAAGGAUUGUUAGGAGAAAUCAGCGUGGAAUGGAGGACAGUUGAUGGCACCGCUGUCAGCUCUGGAAAAGUACCUCCUGAUUUUCAGAGGUCAAGUUCGAGUGCAGUGUUUCAACCGGGUGUGCAGUACAGAACUAUCAACAUCACCAUCCUAGACAAUGAUUUGCCUGAAGGAGAGAAGGAGUUUCAAGUGGAGCUGCUGAACCCAACCGGUGGAGCACAGAUAGGCGUUGGGUCGACUAUCAAGGUCAUCAUUGCUUCGUCGGACGAUGCAUAUGGCAUGUUCCAGUUUGCAGAUACAUCAUUAAGUGUUCAAGGACAAGAGUUAACAGAUAUUGGAUCUACACCUAUACAUCUCACGGUUCACCGGCUAGGCGGAACUAUCGGGCAAUGCUACUGGUGUACUGGAUAGGUAUUGUCCUGAUCCCGAUCAAUGAUAUAUUGAACACCAAACGGAGUCGUGUUCCUGCAGCCAGGGACAGAGGCAGAGUGGCUGAAUAUUGAA